AUGAUCCAGAACCACAGGGUUCCAGCUGGCACAGCAUUGAUUGGUUUGUCUUCCGAUGUUUCAACUCCCUCGUGCAAGGAGAUUUCCUGGAACUACACGUGGCUCAAAGCUGUUUGCAAGAGGUCACCGGAUAAGGUGCCCAGCGUCUUCUUCCUGGCAGACGCAUUCCUGUUCAUGGACCGCCUGAUGGAUGGUGCACUGCUCCUACCAAAGGCUCCUGAAACUAAGGCUGAUGUCGCUGGUCAGGAAGCGCGGCGCGUCAAGAAGCUGAUGGGGGAAGUCGAAGCGCUUGAGGAUGGAGAGCCUGACGGAUCCGCAGCUGACGCCAGCGGAUCAGAGUCAGGGAGCGACAGCUCUGAGGAUUCUGAGGCGUGUAGUGAGGCUUGCGCUGAACCGCGCUCAGAUGUGGCGACUGGCAGCUUGGGCAGUCCAGACGCAGGUGCGCCAAGUUCCCCUGACAAGAAGACCAAGUACAGGGAGUACUGGAAGAAGUUUGUUGUACCAUGGCCACCACAGCCUCAUGGCCCUUCACGAGAUGUUCCCAACAAGGAGCUCCAGACUUGUGAAGAGUCCGAGGGUGGAGAUGAAGAUUUGUCUCCCUACAAAUCGCCGGACCUCAGCAAUGCGGUUUUCUCGCCAACUGUGCGCAGCACUUCCGCCACAGGCAGUGAGGAGGAGGAGAUCAGUGAGGAGGGGUGCGCGAAGGAAACGCCUUGUGGAGCAACGCGUGCCACAAAGAGUGCCAACACCAAGUCCAAGGGUGAUGAUUCCGAGUGCGACAGUCUCAAUGCCAGGACAUUGAGGUUGGGUGAAGGAGAAUCUGAAGGAGACUCUGACCCAGGGUCGCCCACUCCAAUGUCGGCCUCCUCAGACGGGAUGGUUUCAGAGAGUGAGUUUCACGAGGCCAUGAACGACGGGAACUUCUUGGCUCACCAGGAGGCCUUGAAUCCGCAAUCUUCUUCGUCGACUAUGAAGACUCCAAAUUGUCGUCAGCCGAAUUUCUGGGGCUUUCCGAUGGUCGAGACACCUCCGAAGACCGAGGCGCCGGAGAAGGCCAAGAAGAGCAAGGCUCCGGCAGCUAAGGGUAAGCUGUGCAAAACCAAAUCAAAAGCUAGCUUCAAGACUUCUGGGCCCAAGAAACCGUUCAUGGUCAAAGAGCCAAAGGGUCAGACCAAAUACAAUGGGUAUGACAUUACCAGUCUUCCGAGGGAAGCUUUCCCCAAUCCAGGGAGAUGCAACACAGGAGCUCACAGCUAUACGCUCACGUAUGGCGAAGCCAGCGUGGAAGUUUUGCUUCAAAAGGAGGCCUAUUUUGUGAAGAAGGUAGCGCCCAAUGGGACAGGACCUAUUGGCCACAUUUCGUGGGCGAAGAAUGGAGGCCCCAGGCAAGCUUUCAAGGUUGCGAAGGCAAGGUCUGGGUUGGAGCGAUACAGCUUCGAGCAGGCAAGCUAA
Durusdinium trenchii is the source of this 1452-nucleotide messenger RNA. NCBI's taxonomy places the organism in Eukaryota, Dinophyceae, Suessiales, Symbiodiniaceae. The record is from the annotation of a GenBank genome assembly.